Molecule: messenger RNA, 1797 nt
Organism: Manis javanica (Malayan pangolin)
Lineage: Eukaryota; Metazoa; Chordata; Mammalia; Pholidota; Manidae
Gene: MRS2
Product: magnesium transporter MRS2
Biological process (GO): mitochondrial magnesium ion transmembrane transport
Cellular component (GO): mitochondrial inner membrane
Molecular function (GO): magnesium ion transmembrane transporter activity
Source: RefSeq, a predicted model, not a curated record
UUAGUGAUUUUGUUUUGUGCGGGUAAACUGCCAAAAUUGUAAUUACUGGCUCGUGUUUUUCUAUUUUCAGGUUUUUGAGAUACCUGCAUACCGCUUUCCUACCGGUACACGCACAGGUAUGGGAAUCAAACUGUGAUUGGCCACGGGACCCAGAAGUGUCCCCAAAGGCACCUUCCGAGCAUACGUGGGAAGUAAGCUGUAGCCGCCGUGCUCCGUGCGCACGCCCGGUUCGCAGCGGAAGUACCUUGCGCGCUCGCGCUAGUGUGGGGCGCGCAGUGCCCUGUGACCCGCCACCGUCUGGUACCGCCAGCUUCCGGCAUGAAGGGCUGGGGUGGCGAUACUGGCUCCUCCUCACUCCAGCGCCAUGGAAUGCCUCCGGAGCCUGACCCCACUCCUGCCUCGCGCUCUGUGGCCGCCUCAGCGCAGCCUGUGUGCUCUGGCCCUGGGCCUGACGCCCGCGGCUCGCCCUGCUGCCGCUUGCACUACCGCAGCCAAACCGCUGGGACGGACCCGGGCCGCGCUGCUGUGCAGACCCCGCCCCCGCCUGCAAGGUGAAGUGUACCAUUCUAGAACUUCUGAUGUCUCUCAAGCCACUUUAGCCAGUGUAGCCCCCGUGUUUACUGUGACAAAAUUUGACAAAGAGGGAAGUGUUACUUCUUUUGAAAGGAAGAAAACUGAUUUACAUCAAGAAUUAGGUCUUCAAGCCAGAGAUUUGAGGUUUCAGCAUCUCAUGAGCAUCACAACCAGAAAUAAUAGGAUUAUUAUGAGAAUGGAGUAUUUGAAAGCUGUGAUAACUCCAGAGUGUCUUCUGAUUUUAGAUUAUCGUAAUUUAAAUUUAGAGCAAUGGCUAUUCCGGGAACUCCCUUCACAGUUAGCUGGAGAGGGUCAACUUGUUACAUACCCUUUACCUUUUGAGUUUAGAGCUAUAGAAGCACUCCUGCAAUAUUGGAUCAACAGUCUGCAGGGAAGACUUAGCAUUUUGGAACCACUGAUCCUUGAGACAUUGGAAGCUUUAGUGGAUCCCAAAUAUUCUUCUGUAGACAGAAGCAAACUGCACAUCUUACUACAAAAUGGCAAAAGUCUUUCAGAAUUAGAAACAGAUAUUAAAACUUUCAAAGAGUCAAUUUUGGAAAUCUUAGAUGAAGAAGAGUUGCUUGAAGAGCUUUGUCUAACAAAAUGGAGUGACCCUCAAGUCUUUGAAAAGAGCAGUACUGGAAUUGACCAUGCAGAAGAGAUGGAGUUGCUGAUGGAAAACUACUACCGAUUAGCUGAAGAUCUUUCCAAUGCAGCUCGGGAACUCAGGGUACUGAUUGAUGAUUCUCAGAGUAUUAUAUUUAUCAAUCUGGACAGCCAUCGUAAUGUUAUGAUGAGGUUGAAUCUACAGUUGACCAUGGGAACCUUCUCUCUUUCACUUUUUGGACUAAUGGGAGUUGCUUUUGGAAUGAAUUUGGAAUCUUCUCUUGAAGAGGACCAUAGAUUGUUUUGGCUGAUAACAGGGAUUAUGUUUAUGGGAAGUGGCCUAAUGUGGAGGCGUUUGCUGUCAUUCCUUGGACGACAACUAGAAGUUCCUUUGCAUCCUAUGAUUUCCUCUGUACCUAAAAAGACCCUUCAGGCAGAUAUAAGGAUGGAAGUGAAACACAGCCUAAGGCCAGAUGGACUUGGAUCAAAUAGGAGUGUCCUAACAAAUCGUUAGGAAUAGCCUGGUGGAAACUGAAUUAUUUUUUUUAUGGUAGUCACACAAACUUCUGAUAACUCUUACUACUUUUUAAUAGAGUCGAAGAUUUGAAAAAAAUAAAA